This is a messenger RNA of Wasmannia auropunctata (little fire ant), 4056 nucleotides long. RefSeq names its product sodium-independent sulfate anion transporter-like. Gene Ontology annotation, molecular function: sulfate transmembrane transporter activity. Lineage: Eukaryota; Metazoa; Arthropoda; Insecta; Hymenoptera; Formicidae. Bases 1500 to 3203 code for a protein of 567 amino acids. The record is from RefSeq and is a predicted model, not a curated record. Gene Ontology annotation, biological process: transmembrane transport. Gene Ontology annotation, cellular component: membrane. The transcript is spliced from 12 exons.
GACGGACAUUCAUGCACUUAAACAACAAGCGUCCGUUUAAAUCGGUUUCACAUCGUAUUAAAUGUGUACCGCACUUUCCUUUUCGAGAACGACUCGAUCGGAAUACUAGAUCGCGAUUCACGAGUAAGGGUUUUCAUUUCACAGGAAAGUGUCACGCAAAGUCAUCGUGUUUCUACGUCCCAGUUUAUAAUCUAUUUUUGUUCGAUCACGGUUUACUCGAAUUAGAUUCUAAUUAAUGUUUUCUUUAUUUCUGUGAACCACGGACUCCGACUUGGAUAUCUCUACGUGUUGCAUUUCAUGGCUCCAUUGUGAAACGUACUUUAGGAUGUGAUAAGCAUCCGGUAACUUCCUGUGCAUCCGCAUAGCCAGUCGCGAUUAAUUAAACUCGACAAUGAGUCAUUUUGUCCAAUAAGAUUACAUAUGUCCAGUGAUAGUGAUACGAGCUGUUUAUAUAAUACGGAUCUGACAAUAUUAGCGAUACACUGUUACUUCGCGACUCAGUCCGGCCGAGCGCGGUGAGUCGGCAUGAACAUCUGUCAAUGGAAUCGCAUAUUUAUAGUACUGAGCGUGCGUUGCGUGUGUGUAGAAUAAAGAACCGGUUCGGCUAUUAAAUCGUUGCUCCAUAAAAUCGAUGCCUAUCUUCUAUUAAAUCAUAACUUACAUAAUAUAAAGGAAAACAGUUUUUUAUUAAUUGCCUCGAAUAUUUUUAUACAUUUUAUGAUAUGUGAAAUAUGGUAUAUAAAAUGUAUUUUUAAAUUCUCAUAAAAUAGCGAUUUGUAACUUGAAAUAGUAAAGCAAUCCGAACUAAAAUCGAAACCAUAAUAAAGUUUUAUAGCGCGUAACACAUCAAAAUAAUUAAAUCUUUCAUAUAUAUAUUUUUCAUAUUUUGCGUCAAUCUUUUUAAUUCAUAUAUUAUAAUUUAUUUAUUUUUUACCGUAACCUAUCGAUAUGUUAAGUGUUUAUAAAAUAUUUAUAACACAUGUGGCAAGUUAAAUUUGAGCUCAAUAAUUUUAGUCCUCCAAAAGUCAUUUUACCCAUUUAAUAGCAAAUUUAAACGAACACGCUUUAUUUAUUAUACACACGAUAUCGCUGGUUCGUAACAGUAUUAAGCGAUUACUGUUAAUAUUUAAUGCUUAUCGACGUUGAAAUGCUCUAGAGGGAAUUUACUUAUCUAACCGUUUUUAAAACAAACUGUGCGGAAUUGUGGUGACAACACGUGUAAUUUUUCUGCACAACCGAAAACGGGCAGAUCAUUGAACCAAAGCGGGAUAAUUACGGUGCAAAAGUGAGUAAGCAAAGAAUUCGGAACGUGUCGAACGAGAUCGCAAACACAGCUUAUUUUCUCCUCUUCUCUCCCACUUGCAUUUUCCUCGUCAAAAGUGGAUUACACGUGCUCCGCACGUGCAGAUUUGGGAAGUAUUUCGCCGAGCGAGUCACGACGGACCUGUGUUGCCCUCGCUAUUUUAUUGUAUCAAGAUAUCAAUUGAAGAACUAAGUGGAUGAUGGCCAAGUGGUACGAGAAAGAUAAAUGCGGCAAGUAUGCUGUGCGAAGAUUGCCGGUUCUCGAUUGGCUGCCGCGAUACAAACCCACGUGGCUCUUGCAGGACGCGUUGGCCGGUAUUACGGUCGGUCUCACUGCCGUGCCGCAAGGCAUCGCUUACGGUAUUGUUGCCGGUUUAAAUCCCGAGUACGGACUGUAUGCUGCAUUUAUGGCAUCAUUUAUAUAUAUCAUUUUCGGUUCAUGCGAAAAUAUCACUAUUGGUCCAACAGCCAUUAUGGCCACCAUGGUUCAACCGUUAGUCGCAAAAUAUGGUACUGACAUAGCUAUACUAAUUGCAUUUUUGAAAGGAUGCAUCAUUACGCUUUUAGGAAUUUUUCAUUUAGGGUUUUUACUGGACUUCAUAUCGCUACCUGUAAUUACUGGCUUUACUUCAGCCGCGGCGAUCAACAUAGCGUCUUCCCAAUUUAAGUCGCUCCUUGGCAUACCCGGUAGAACCGAGAGUUUUCUGGAUUCUGUGAUCGCGAUCUUUAAGAAUCUUAAUCAGAUCCGGUAUCAAGACACAUUGUUGGGAGCUGGUACAAUCGUUGUGUUAGUUUUGCUCAAGAAUAUACCAGGACGACGUACGGGAACAAUCUUGCAAAAAAUAGGAUGGCUUCUCGGUCUGUCACGCAAUGCGUUAGUCGUAAUUGUAGGCACUAUCAUGGCGUAUAUUUUUUACACUAACAAUCUAGAGCCUUUCAAAUUAACGGGCACAAUGGGUCAGGGUUUGCCACCGUUCACGCCUCCGCCGUUCUCCACGACCUUUCAGAAUCAAACGUACAAUUUUCUGGAAAUGGCUAGUGCAAUGGGAACGACACUGAUCACGAUACCGAUCGUGUCGACUAUCGAGCACAUAGCCAUCGCUAAAGCUUUCGCAAAGGGUAAAUCUUUGGACGCCACGCAGGAGAUGAUCGCUCUCGGAGUCUGUAAUAUCUUCGGAUCGUUCGUUCGCUCGAUGCCAGUUACAGGAUCUUUCACACGAACUGCGGUCAAUCAUGCGUCAGGCGUUAAAACUCCAUUGGGGGGAAUAUUUACAGGCGUUCUGGUGUUGCUCGCGGUCGGUCUAUUGACCUCCACCUUCCGCUUCAUACCGAAGGCGACGUUGGCCGGUCUUAUCAUAUGCGCCAUGUAUUACAUGCUCGAUUUCUCAACGUACGGCUUGCUGUGGCGCGCCAGAAAGAUUGAUUUCUUUGUCAUGUUGCUGACAUUAAUCCCAUGCGUCUUUCUUGGUUUGGAGUAUGGUAUCUUAAUUGGCAUCGUCGUCAACCUUGUAGCAUUGCUGUAUUUCUCGGCACGGCCUUCCGUUCAGACAAAAAUUGAACAGAUCGAAGGGGAAACUGUAAUAGUCGUAAUACCCGAAGAAGCGAUAGCCUUUCCAGCGGCGGAGCGGCUGCGUGCUAACAUAAUGAGGCUUUCGGGGGAAAGUGAAUGCAACGUGAUACUCGACUGUAAAAAUCUGAAGAGGCUCGACGUUACAGUCGCUAAGAACAUCAAGCUUCUGGAAAAGGACCUUUCAGUACGCGGACAAACAAUUGUCUGCAGUAAUUGCUGCGAGAACGUGAGCGCCAUCCUGAAGGUCGUAGCACCGGAAUUAUUAAACAUCAAGGAAGGUAGAAGUAAAGCUGAGGGAGGAUCGUUUCUCCCACAACCCGCGACCGCCUAGAUUUAUAAAUACCAUGAAUCGUUUGCAAGAAACGCCGAUAAGAACGGAGUUCGGAUACCGUCGCGGGAAUUGGUGGGAAAAAGUUGACCAAGACUGCUGGCUUUUAACGCCAAACGGCGAAUGGACCGAAGGAAACGCAAGGAAAGUGUAAAAAACGCAGACAAUCAAGGAUACAGCUAAAUGUCGUCUUUCAGUUUUUCUCCUGCAUGAUGUAUUGCGCACAUCGACGCCCUCGUCUUUUCCUCCGUCACGUCGCAAUAUUGUCGUUGACGCUAAUCGUUGCUCUGUCUUCUGUCUAAUGCGUCCGUUAAGAAUGAGGUCGAGAAGAGAACGCCAAAGUUUCGCCAAGAAAUAGAAAGAAAAAUUCUCCCAUUUUUCUCCCUUUUCUUUCGCUAGUAGUUAAUUUUAAGAAAAUGGUGUAAAAUAGAAAGCAAACGAUUUUGUGUGUAAUUUAGUUUUUAAGAGGACCCUUUUGCGUCGACAUAAAGUAUUGUCGAUGAUAAAAUAUUGUGGUUUCUUCAAGUUAAAUGUUUAGAUAGCUUUUUUAAUCAGUUGAUCUUAAGCACAUCACUCUGUAAAUUACUUUGCUAAUUACGUGUGCAAUUUUAAGCAGACUCUCUUAUAUCUUUUAAUACUGUCUUAGUAACAAAUUUUUAUUUGUUGUUUGUAUCUCCGAAAUUCAUAUUAAAGAAUGGAUCAACAAUACAAUACUAGAAAAUGUAUCAGAAUAGAAGUAGAUAUGACUUAUAUGUAAGACAAUAUGUACCAAUGUCAGAAAAUAGUGCAAUAGAAAAAAUACAUUUUUUAAAAGAUUAAAUUGUCAUUUAAAUUAAAUAUAUAUUUUAAUGAAUAA